CUUCCUACAUGUUUUCCCAAUUCCUGGCCAAUAGAAAGCAUACUCGAGCCGUGUUGAAGCAGGCAACAAUCCUAUCCAAAAAACCAAUGGUAUCAAAGUUAGAACAUAAGCCCGGAAAGUAGAUAUAUGAAGUAGUGGUUUCCACAUUUGUUAGCAACGCGAGCAACAACAGACGAUAACAACAGAGCACAGAGGCCAGCUGAUCCGACCAGGUGCUGAUGGGAUUUAGGGAGGUUUUGGCGGGGUUUAAGGCUUCCUCCCGUCUCUACAGAGUUUAAAUUGAAUGGGAAGUGGAGUUACUGUACUGCCCGAACUUGUGUCCUCGCGACAUGAGUGAAUAAGGAGUAAUGUGGUGUUGUCGACCCGCGUUCCAGUUACAUCGAGGCGUGGGUCGGGAAGAAGUGAUGUCUUCUACGCUGGUCGAGACAGUGUCUAUUAACUAUGAGGACUUCAAUGAAUCAUUCCUCACGUGUGGCACGUGUCUUUCUCUGAUAUGGACAGGUUCCUUUGAUGGAGGUGAACAUACACCGAAGCUACUCCACUGCUCUCAUACUGUAUGUCUUCACUGCCUCACUCGCAUCGUCGCUUCCCACGCACGUGAUGACGGCACUUUCCGCUGUCCAAUAUGCCGGGAAUCUAUUCGCAUUCCUUCGGGUGGGGUGGCUGCCCUACCCCCCUCAUUCUUAGUGAAUCAGCUGCUGGAUCUCAUGUCCCGACAGCGGCGAGAAGUUGUGCCCAAAUGUUCCACCCAUGCUAAUCAGGAAUUGUUGUUUUGUGAAUCGUGUGAUCUGGUGUUCUGUACACAGUGUAGCAAUGGCUCUCAUCAGGGCAGUGCUGCUAGCUAUCAACACACAGUCAUUCCGCUUUCCAUUGCAAUUAAGAGAAUGUCAGAAAUCCUGUGCUACAAGGCAAAUGAGUGUUAUUCAAAGUUAAAUGAGGCGAGCGAUGCAGUGACGUCAGAAAUGCACCAGCUGGAUCAUGCAGUUGACUCGACCUUUGAAGAUGUCAACAGAGCAUUCCAAGCCAUUAUUGACACUAUUGAGCAACGUCGGGAAGCAGUCAUUAGCAAUGUUAAAAAAAUGCGUGAUGAGAAAAAGAAGGUUUUGCAGGACCAAUUGGACAUCAUUGAGGGAGAGAGACGGAAAGUUCAACAGGAGUGUGAAGGUCUUCAGUACCAAGUAGAAGUUCGGAACAUUACCAAGAAGAUUGCGCACCUAAAUACAAAAAUUGAUUCUUUAUCCACUCUAGUUGAGCCAAGAGAAAAUGCUUUCUUGAAAUUUGAAAGUCAGCACAAUGAAGCAUUUGAUCAGAUUCAGGCAACUAUUGAGGAUUAUGGGCGAGUGGUUACGAGCAAAACCUUCCCAAGUCUCUCUUUUAUGAAAGCCAAGAAAGCCAUGACUCACUUAAGAAGCGAGGUUGUAGUUCAUACUGUUGAUUACGACGGGGAGAGUCAGUGCACAGGUGGGGACCCCGUUGAAGCAGAAGUCAAAUCGGAGGGCGGUGAUGUGGUCGAGAAUCAAAUUGAGGACAAUGAGGAUGGAUCUUACUCUGUGUUCUUUACUCCUGAGCAAGGUGGGACACACAGUAUUGCAGUGAAAAUAUUUGGAAGAUCCAUCAAGGAAAGCCCAUUGCACGUUGAAGUGAUCGAUGAACAUAAUCCAGAUAUUGUGUAUGGUACACGUGGCUCAGGAAAGGACCAGUUCUUACAACCUGUGGGAAUUUGUAUAGAUGACAAUGAGUUUAUGUAUGUGGCAGAUACUGGAAAUUCUCGCAUUAAGGUACUAAGCCCUCAGUUGAAAGAAGUGCAACAUAUAGUGGGAGAUGCAUUAGAAGGUAGAAGUGUUACGGGCAUUACUCGAACUCCCAGCAGUUCCCUCGUGUUUGUUAACUGGCGGAAGAAGACAAUAACAGAAGUGACGUCCUCUGGUCAACUCCUUUCUCAGUUCACUCACGAGCAGUUGAUUGAACCAACAACUCUUGCAGUUAACAGUGAUGGUGAAAUUCUUGUAGCAGACAAUGCAGUGAAUUCGGUUUUUGUUUUUCUUCCUGGUGGGAAAUUGGUCAGAAAAUGGGGAGUAAAAGGGAGCAAGCCAGGUCAGUUGGGAUCCAUUGCUGCAUUGUGCACCGGUCCUGAUAAUGAAGUAAUAGUCGCCGAUUCCAGGAUACAAGUUUUCUCUCCUGAAGGGCAGUACUCGCGCACUAUUUUUGAAACCAAAGGGAAAGGACCUAAAGGAACAUAUGGUGGGCUGUUUCUGGACCCUAAAGGCUUUUUGCUCGCCACCAGACAAGAACGGAACAACUCUCGGAUUCAGGUGUUUGAUUACACUCUUGGAACCCUCAUCUUCACCAUAGACUCCCGCGAAGCCAAACUGAAGCGGCCUUCAGGUUUAGCCACAACACGAGAUGGACAUGUUGUUAUUGUUGAUCUCGGUAACGACUGCGUCAAGAAAUUCAGGUACAUGUAGAUUUGAAGAAUUGAAGAUUGCCGCUUGAGAAGUUAUGAAGGAAACUUGCAACCAGAGGAGAGAUUUAUUUGAUAUUUUUGUUGAAAUAUGGUAAGUGUAUAUUAUGCUAUGCAUUAGAGUCGAUAAUGGCUUCACAAUCUCUUGAUAAUGCAAUUUUUAUACCAAUAUCCAAGGUAUUCCACUUUAUUCCAAGCUAGCAGGUGUUCAUAUAGGUUGGAUUUCAGCGCUUGCAGCUGUCUCUUAUUAUAUUGCUGAUGGUCUCAGAAUAACUAUGUACUGUAACUUUUCAAGAUACUUCAAUAUUAAAUUUGUUUUGUUAGAAAAAGUUUUAUGAUAGUUAUUAACUUUGCUACAAUGAUAAUGCUGUUGAUGUUGCAGGAUAUAAAUUUUUACCCAUGGGCUAAACUUGUUAAAUGACAGAAGCAAGCCUUAAGUAGUGUUUCAUGCCAACAAGAAGCAAGUCUUAAGGAGUGUUUCAUGCCAACAAGAAGCAAGUCUUAAGGAGUGUUUCAUGCCAACAAGAAGCAAGCCUUAAGUAGUGUUUCAUGCCAACAAGAAGCAAGUCUUAAGGAGUGUUUCAUGCCAACAAGAAAGCUUAUGUCCCUAAAAUACAAAACAGCUGUCUGGUUCUGAACAGCAAUUAUCAUUAUUGAUUGAUAAACUACAGCUCUCACAUUGUAUAGUUUGAUGAAGAUAGUAGCCACUGGGGAGUGACUGUGGUGGUAGUGAUGAAGAUAGUAGCCACUGGGGAGUGACUGUGGUGGUAGUGAUGAAGAUAGUAGACCACUGGGGAGUGACUGUGGUGGUAGUGAUGAAGAUAGUAGACCACUGGGGAGUGACUGUGGUGGUAGUGAUGAAGAUAGUAGACCACUGGGAGUAACUGUGGUGGUAGUGAUGAAGAUAGUAGGUCUGGGGAGUGACUGUGGUGGUAGUGAUGAAGAUAGUAGGUCUGGGGAGUGACUGGUGGUAGUGAUGAAGAUACUGUAGUAGAUCUGUGGGAGUAAGAAAGGAGUGUAGUAGACGGAUUAUGAUUGGAUUACCAGUGGGAGAAAUGAGAGCAGUACAAUUGUUGUACUAGGAAUGAUUUCAUUCCUAGUACAGUACAACAAUUGUUUCGUCGCCAAUUAAAGAAUAUAUAUAUAAAAACUGGAAUUAUCAAAGCACACAUCUCCAUGGUUUAUUAAGCUUUAGAUUCUCAUAAAACAAAAAGUAGGAAAGCUUGUCAGUUGUGAUUUUUCUCAAUUAAAUUAGUAGGUCUUAGCAUAAAAAUGAAUUGACAUUAGUCAUGGAAGCAUUUCUAACUGGUAACUUCAUGACAACUUAUUUGUAUAGCUCUCUUGCUUAAUGUUAAAAAUAUUUAUUAUUACAGUUCAGCACUGUGUAUACACUUAAUUUGUUAUAAUAGCAUUAUGAACACAGUUUCAAAAGUUAAGAUAACAUGAUUGUGUCUUCAAAACAACAACAGCUUUGAAUUGAGUCUUUGUUGAUGCCAGUAGAUACUUAAUAUAAUUUUAACACUCAUACAAUCUGUACUUAAGGGAAUUGGUUCACAAACCAUAUUUAAUGUAUUUACAAAGAGUUUUGGUGUGUAGCCGACACAAGCUUGGUAAGGUGGUCAUUCUGCCAUCCUGUUUCAGGCAUUCUCAAGUCUCUACUUGUUACGUCAGUGUGGAGAAUUGACACUUGAUCCCAGAUAGAUUUUCAAAAUAGGCAAAUUUGAGUUCCGUAUUUACCAAGUGGUUGUAUUUUGAGUUUAAUGUUCAGUAUAUUGGAAAGGGAUCGAAUAAAUCUUGUUUAACUACAUUUUGUAUUUGAAAGAAGAUUCAAUACUAUAUCAAUUUUCAUUUAAUGAAAGAAUAAUGGAAUAGAGAUCAAGUAAAUAUUUUAUUUGAAAGGACUGUUUAUUAAUACAGAUUCAUUAAAUAUUCUUUAUUAUUUUACAUUUAAAAAUGUUCUGGGAAAUACAGAUUAAUUUAAUUA
Molecule: messenger RNA, 4445 nt
Organism: Procambarus clarkii (red swamp crayfish)
Lineage: Eukaryota; Metazoa; Arthropoda; Malacostraca; Decapoda; Cambaridae
Product: tripartite motif-containing protein 2
Molecular function (GO): ubiquitin protein ligase activity; protein binding; zinc ion binding
Source: RefSeq, a predicted model, not a curated record